This is a messenger RNA of Parathielavia appendiculata, 909 nucleotides long. RefSeq lists its product as uncharacterized. Gene Ontology annotation, cellular component: cytoplasm; phagophore assembly site membrane; Atg12-Atg5-Atg16 complex. Bases 1 to 909 code for a protein of 302 amino acids. Gene Ontology annotation, molecular function: Atg8-family ligase activity. Lineage: Eukaryota; Fungi; Ascomycota; Sordariomycetes; Sordariales; Chaetomiaceae. The record is from RefSeq and is a predicted model, not a curated record. Gene Ontology annotation, biological process: C-terminal protein lipidation; nucleophagy; cellular response to nitrogen starvation. The transcript is spliced from 3 exons.
AUGGCCUCACCACCAUCGGCAUCCUCCGCGGGCUCACCCAGCCCAGACCCGCGGACCGAUCGCCGCCACCUGAACAGCCCGAGCAGCGGCGGCACUCCGGGCCCUCAUGACAACAGCCUUGAGGCAGCGCAGGCAGCUCUUACACCGCUACCUCUUACACUCUGGAACCUGCAGGUGCCCCUGUACAUCACUCAAGCGACGGGGCCCCCCAACACACCGCCCUUCAUCGUCUCAGUCCCGCGCUUCAGCUACCUUUCCUUUCUUCUGCCGCGCCUGACGGCCCACUACGGCGGCAUGCCCUGUUCAAGCUUCCACCACGAGGACGUCCAGUUGCGCAACCUGGCCGUCGGCCUGCUGUUCGACCUGUACCAGCCACCCACCCUGCCCUGGCGUCUGGUCGUGAGCGACGGGCCGGAGUGGGACAUCGCCGACACUUUCACCAACUCUGCGAAGGAAGCCGACUUUGUGCGGAAUGGGAACGCCAAACAAAUCAUGAGUCUGUCCAAGGAGCACAGCACCGCGCUGUGGAAUGCUGUUCAGGACAAUGACUAUGCCUCUUUUAGCAAGAUCAACAGCCGCUUGCUAAACACACCGACGCCGCUCAAGAACGUGCCCAUCCGCAUCUACAUCCCUUCCUCGCCCAAUCACGACACAAGCGACACGACCCCAGGGUCAUUCAAGGUAGUCCAGACCUUGGUCCCGCCACGACUACCCAACAGAACGCCGCAGACCCUCGGCGCCGCUCUAAAGACCAUCCUCCCAACACUCUUCCCCAGCAGCCGGGACCCAGUCCUCGCAAAUGUCAUACUCCACGGCGCGCCCGUCCCCUUCCGGGCACCCCUCGAGGAACUGAUGCGCGAAGCCGCCUAUCCGGACGGAUGGUUGUGUCUCUGCGUGGUCUUGUUAUAA